Molecule: messenger RNA, 2031 nt
Organism: Ceratitis capitata (Mediterranean fruit fly)
Lineage: Eukaryota; Metazoa; Arthropoda; Insecta; Diptera; Tephritidae
Product: alkaline phosphatase
Exons: 4
Coding region: 162-1829 (555 amino acids)
Biological process (GO): dephosphorylation
Molecular function (GO): alkaline phosphatase activity
Source: RefSeq, a predicted model, not a curated record
UUGAGACAGUAAGCCCAGCGAAUCGCUAAGUACAGUGCAAAGCAAAAGUUGUGCCACAUUUCAAAAAGGAUCUCAUAGCGACCAAGCAGAGGCAGCGAAAACAGCUGGACAAAGGCGCUGGCAGAAUUCAAACUAAAAAUACACAAAUAAAUAUACAUAUAAUGGACAGUUUAAGGCAAUUUGUUUUACCAAUUUUGGCGUGGCUAUUAGCGCUCCAGCAAACACAAGGCUAUGCCAUUCAACAUGAACCCGCCGAGCGUCGCAUGCAUCCCGUCUUCAACUUUAAAUCCGCCCUGCCGACCGAGCACACCAUACACAAACGUGCCAUGCCCAUGAUUAAUUUCGAUGCGCCCAUUGCCGAGGAGGAGUACUCACACUAUUGGAAUUCGAUUGGUCAGAACAUCUUGGAGAAGCAGAUUGCCGAGAAGGCACAGCUGAAUACAAAUUUGGCUAAAAAUAUUAUCAUGUUUCUCGGUGACGGCAUGUCCAUACCAACUUUGACAGCGGGUCGCGUUUAUUUGGGCGGCGAAGAGAAGCAAUAUAGCUUUGAACGGUUCCCCUAUGUGGGCCUCAGUAAGACCUACUGCGCUAACACGCAGGUUGCCGACUCCGCUUGCACCGCUACCGCUUAUCUCGGCGGUGUGAAAACCAAUUACGGCACAAUCGGUGUAUCCGCAGCCAUCGAAGCGAACGAUUGUUUGGGCCAAAACAACUCAAUACAUCACGUCACUUCGAUUGCUGCCUGGGCGCAACGACAAGGCAUGGCAACAGGGCUCGUCACAACCACGUCGGUAACACAUGCAUCCCCCGCCGGUGUCUACGCACACGUUGCCAACCGCAAUUGGGAGAAUGAUGCAGAGGUGUUGUCUGAUAACGGUGAUCCACUCGUCUGCACCGAUAUCGCUACACAGCUGGUGCACGGUGAGGUGGGCCGCAAUCUGAAUGUUAUCUUGGGUGGUGGACGCAAGCACUUCCUACCCAACACCGUGCGCGAAUUGGAGGGCGAGCUGGGUGCGCGCUUAGAUGGACACAACUUGAUCAAAGAAUGGCAAGCGAUGCACGGGCGCGACGCGCAUUAUGUGCAGACACGCGAUGAACUGUUGAAUUUACCCACCACCACCACACGCGUUAUGGGUCUCUUUGGCGCUAAUCAUAUGCCCUUCCAUCUGGACGCCGACGCCACGCUCACACCCACACUCGCCGAGAUGACUUCGAUUGCACUGGACAUAUUGGAGCGUCAAAGUAAUGGGCGCGGCUUCUUCCUAUUCGUCGAAGGCGGACGCAUUGAUCACGCACAUCACGACACACUCGCCAUGAAAGCGCUCGACGAGACUGCUGAGUUUGAUAAAGCUAUCAGCUUAGCGCACGCACGCACCGACGUACGCGACACGCUGACCGUCGUCACCUCGGACCACUCACACACCAUGUCUGUCGCCGGCUACUCAUCGCGCAAAAAUGAUAUUAUUGGCGUAAACAACGGUCAAUUGGCUGAUGAUCAACUGCCCUACGCAACGCUGAGCUACGCAAACGGUCCGGGUUUCGAUUACAAUGUAUUGAAGGCGAAUGGCGCUAUUAAGCGCAAGAACUUACACAAAAUAGACAUGAAGCGCAAGGACUAUCCCUUCCCCUCAAUGGUGCCGCUCGAAUCGGAAACGCAUGGUGGUGAUGAUGUGGCCGUCUUUGCUACCGGACCAUAUGCGCAUCUCUUCACCGGCAACUAUGAGCAAAACUUCCUGCCGCACGCGAUGAGCUACGCGGCAUGCCUGCAGAGUGAUAAUAGCGCCAAGCGCUCGGCGUGCACGGAUGGGCUAUUGCGGGGGCGCACUUAGAGCGCAAUAGAGCUUGAUAGUCAUUAGAGGGGAAUUCUUUGGGUUUGGGAGCACCUGAUGCAUUAGUCUUGCUACAAUAUUCAUUAUCAUUUACUUAAUUUAUUAAUAUUUUUAUACUUUUCGUAAUAUGUGCACGCGUGAUUCAUAGUCCACUGCAGUAGGAGAUCAUGUACUUAUAGAAAUACAAUUAAAACUGCUAUAA